This is a messenger RNA of Vavraia culicis subsp. floridensis, 1489 nucleotides long. RefSeq lists its product as uncharacterized. The transcript has a single exon. Bases 1 to 1203 code for a protein of 400 amino acids. Gene Ontology annotation, biological process: gluconeogenesis; glycolytic process. The record is from RefSeq and is a predicted model, not a curated record. Gene Ontology annotation, cellular component: cytosol. Lineage: Eukaryota; Fungi; Microsporidia; Pleistophoridae. Gene Ontology annotation, molecular function: ADP binding; ATP binding; phosphoglycerate kinase activity.
AUGAAAAUUUGGCGGUUGGCCAAUCACAGCCCUGAACUGCAGAUCAGUGUUCAUACCGCUGUGAAUUUGAUUGAGAUCAUAUCAAAAAACAAACGAAUGGUGCCCAUGAAAUUAAAGGACCUGCACGAUGUCCCGCUUAAACAGAAAAAGGUGCUACUCUACGCAGAUUUUAAUGUUCCUAUAAUUGACGGUAAGAUAGUGGACACCUUCCGGAUAGAAAAGACGUGGCCUACCAUCGUUCACAUACUGUCACGUGAAGCUGAGCUGUUGGUCAUAGUGAGCCAUUUGGGACGACCUGAUGCGCACGAAAAGGAGUGCUUUAAAGAGGGUGCGAGUGGCUUAAAACAUACGCUGCUGCCCGUUUAUGAAUGGCUUUCCUUACGAAUGAGCAUCGCAUUCGCACGCGAUCUGGAUGGCUUGGGAGAAAAGAAGGGCGCAGUGUUGUUGGAAAAUACGAGGCUGUACGACAAGGCGUACCUGAUCCAAGAGCUGAGCUUUGUCGAUCUGGUCGUGUUUGAUGGCUUUAGUGUUGCCCACAGACCGCUACUCAUCCCGGGGGACAAAAAGGUGUAUGCGGGCCUGCUGAUGCGCGCAGAACUGCAGAGACGAGUGAACAAUUUCGACCUAGUCAUCAUGGGUGGCAAGAAGAUAACCGACAAAAUGGCACUUAUAAAACACCUCAGCUUCAAAAAUAUCUUUUUCGGUGGUGGAAUGAGCUUCAGCAUUCUCAAACAGAAGAAUGUGCCGAUAGGAAGCAGCUUUCACGAGGACAUAGAUUACCAGGAGCUUUUGAGCUCACAUGCUGAGCAAGCCUUCACGCUCCCCAACGAUUUUUUGGUCAGGAAGGGCGAUAAGUACAAGGUAGUGGAUAAGAUCGAUAAUGGGUGGAUGGGCGUUGACAUAGGACCGAAGAGUAUAAAAGCAUUGAAAAAGCUGAUAGAAAGCAGCAAAUGCAUAUUUUGGAACGGACCGAUUGGUAUGUUUGAGGAUGAGGAGUGCGCGAAUGGUACUAUGCAACUUGUGAAGCUGCUGGAGAGUGCAGAGAAGAACGGGAAGUAUGUGCUGGUGGGGGGUGGUGAGACGGCGUAUGCAGCACGUAUUUUUGGACAGUUAGAACAUGUAUCGACGGGUGGAGGUGCUCUGCUCAGUUACAUGGAGGGUAUUGACAUGCCGGGCCUGAACGCCUUAGAAAGGGAACACUAACCGGACGAGUCGUGGUUGGUGGGAUAAGGGUGUUAAAGUGCCAUUAAAAAGUACAUUUCGUGUGAUUUGCCUGAACUAUGAGGGCGUUUUCCCAUCAGAAGUACGUUUAUCUACCUCCUUGUACAACGGCAUAUAAAUAAACACAUAUUCCUGGCUUGUUGACCGAUCGUGGAUGUUGGCCCAUGGUUCAUGAAAUUACGAGGAUGUUUCUCUUUGAAAUGUACGAGGCGAUACGGUGCAAGGAUCAAAAAGGCAUGUUUUUUCGUGUGUUGCUGGUAUUAUGAGA